Molecule: messenger RNA, 1776 nt
Organism: Verruconis gallopava
Lineage: Eukaryota; Fungi; Ascomycota; Dothideomycetes; Venturiales; Sympoventuriaceae
Exons: 5
Coding region: 1-1776 (591 amino acids)
Biological process (GO): transmembrane transport
Cellular component (GO): membrane
Molecular function (GO): transmembrane transporter activity
Source: RefSeq, a predicted model, not a curated record
AUGGCCUCCGAGAAGCUAAACCCGACCGACGUGAUACACGCAGAAGAUGCACGAUCGUUCCCAAGCACUCACGCAGGACACGACAUUCAUCAUGGGAUCGACGAGGUCAUCGGUCGUGACUUCACCGUCACUGAUACGGAGAUUCCAAAGGGCUAUUUCACGUCCUUCAGCUUCCUGGGGUCCAUGUUCGCCAUCGGUAUAGCGUUUGGCUGCGGUGUGGGAGGCUUCACCCUCGCCGCUCCCAUCCUCACCGUCAUCAACGCGGACAUAGGCCCUGACGCAAACAUCAUUUGGGUAUCACUCGCUUACUUGCUGACGACAUCCAUUGGCCUCAUCAUAGUCGGGCGAGUUUCAGACAUCUUCGGUAGACGGUGGUGGUUCAUCGGCGGAUGUGCCGUCGGCACCUUGGGCUGCAUUGUCGCUGCCGUUGCUCCCAACGUGCCCGCGCUCAUUGCCGGAGAAACCUUGAUUGGCAUCGGCGGUUCGGUGCAGAUAUCAUACGCCUUCAUCGUCAGCGAGCUUGUACCGCAGAAGUAUCGCUUCAUGGCGAAUGCAUACGUGUUUCUCUGGGGAAUCCCUUUCAGCGGUCUUGCGCCGGCCGUGGCAUAUGGCUUCAUAUAUCAUACGAACUUGGGGUGGAGAGGCGUUUUCUACCUCAUGAUCGCCAUGAACGGCUUGGCCACUCUUGCUUUCUUUUUCUGUUAUCAUCCGCCUACAUUCCACGCGAAGCACGGCUCGCGGAGCAAAAUGGACUUCGUCAAACACUUUGACUAUGUCGGCACCUUCAUCGUGGUCCUUGGGCUGCUACUGUUCCUCAUGGGUUUGUCAUGGGGCGGUACCGUAUACCCUUGGAAAUCUGCUCACGUUAUUGCGUGCAUGGUGGUUGGCGCCGUCCUUACGAUUGCAUUUUUCAUUUACGAAGCUCUCAUGCCGCUGAAAGAGCCACUUCUGCCGAUGCACCUCCUUCGCAACCGAGGCUGGAACAUCACAGUCAUCCUAUGGGCUCUUGGCGCUGGUGUCUACUACGCCAAUGCUCUUCUAUGGCCGAGUAUGGUAGCUUCUAUGUACGCCGAAGGCCAUGGACCCAUGUGGAUUGGAUGGAUAUCUUGCUUGCCCAACUGCGGUAUUCUGUUCGGUGAAUACUGUGCCUGUUGGUACAAGAAGAAGACGAACUGGCAGAUCAUGGUUGUUUUCUCGCUGGGAGGUCUCUUUCUUGCUCUCAUGGCGACUUCAACGCCCGACACGAUCAUCCGAUCCUCGGUCUUUAUAUUCCUCGCUUCGACAUUCGUAGGUGCUGCUGAACUGCUCAACUCGACCGUCAGCACUCUUUGCAUCGACGACCAGCGCGAAAUCGGAACAGCGACCGGUGCCGCCGGCUCGGCUCGCUCGUUGAUCUCUACCAUCUGCAGCACCAUAUACACCGUAAUAUUGUCCAACCGACAGAAACAAACCAUCCCUGCUUUGGUCCCUCGCGCGGUCAUUGCCGCCGGUUUGCCCGAAUCGUCCGUUGCGGCCUUCAUUGCCGGUAUUAGCGCUGGCAGCUUCACCAAAGUUCCAGGAGUUACUCCAGAGAUCAUUGCGGCGGGCAUGGCUGCUUAUGCGAAGGCUGCGAAUCAAGCUUUCAACACUGUUUGGCUCAGCACCAUCGCAUUCUCCGGGCUUGGUGCGAUUCUAUCCAUCUGGGCACCAAACGUGGACCACAUGUUAACGGGCGACGUGACCGUCCAGGUGAAGGAUUACAAGCAUGAUAUCGAGGAAUCGGCCGUCAAGGCCUAA